Elgaria multicarinata webbii is the source of this 3106-nucleotide messenger RNA. It is a transcript of the gene MED26, whose product is annotated as mediator complex subunit 26. Lineage: Eukaryota; Metazoa; Chordata; Lepidosauria; Squamata; Anguidae. The transcript is spliced from 3 exons. The record is from RefSeq and is a predicted model, not a curated record. Gene Ontology annotation, cellular component: mediator complex; nucleus; core mediator complex. Gene Ontology annotation, biological process: regulation of transcription by RNA polymerase II; positive regulation of gene expression. Bases 19 to 1887 code for a protein of 622 amino acids. Gene Ontology annotation, molecular function: transcription coregulator activity.
CCCCCUCCCAGGGAGGCAAUGACAGCGGCUCCGGGACCGUCCCCGCAGCAGAUCAGGGACCGGCUGCUGCAGGCCAUCGACCCCCACAGCAACAUACAUAACAUGGUGGCGGUCAUGGAAGUCAUCUCCAGCUUGGAGAAGUACCCCAUCACCAAAGAGGCGCUUGAGGAGACUCGGCUGGGGAAGCUCAUCAAUGACGUGCGCAAGAAGACCAAGAAUGAGGAGCUGGCCAAGCGGGCCAAGAAGCUGCUGCGGAACUGGCAGAAGCUCAUCGAGCCGGUCACGCCCAGCGAGGCCGCCCCCCCGCGGGGGCUCCCCCACCCGCCUGGCUCAGCCAACGGCGGAGCUCACAACUGCCGGGUGGAGAUGCCGCCGGCCCCCCUGCUCGGGUCCAAGCCUGUUCCGGACGCGAAGAACCGGAACGACGUGCAGAAGCUGCGCUCCCCGAAGCCGGGGAACCGGAAGAGGAAAGGCAAGCCCCGGGACGGCCCCCCGCUGCCGCUGCCUCUGCCCAAGGCCCCCAAAGACAGCUACGAAGCCUUGCAGAACUCCUCUCCGCCCCCCACCAACGGGAUCGGGGGCAGCCCCGAAAGUUUCCCCAGCCCUCCGGACGCCAGCCUCGCCCCGGGGCCCGAAGGCGGCUGGCCAGAACCUGGCGAAAGCGACAAGCUGGGCAAGAUCCCCAUCAACGCGGUGCGGCCGCACACCAGCUCCCCGGGCCUCUUCAAGCCCUCCGGGGCUGCCUCGUUGAUUAAGGCGGCGGUGCUCCAGCAGCACGAGGAAGCGGCAGCGGAGGAGGCGGGCCCCGCCCAGCCCAGGAGCCCCCGGUGCGCCUCCUUCAGCCUCAGGGGCGCCCGGCUGGAGGCCUUUGCCCAGCAGCAAGCCACGUGCUCCCCCAAGGGGGGGACGCCCACCCCCUCCCCGAGGCCCCCUCACCCGGAGGCUCCCGCAGCGUUGCCCUUGUCGUCGUCGUCGCUGCCGCCGCCGCCUCCCCUGCCUGCCGUGCAGCUGCCCCUGCCGCCGCUCCUGCCGCUGGCGAAGAGGCUAGAGGCAGGCCAGGCGGCCCCCCUGCUGCACGGCCCAGAGCCCCAGGCGGCCGCCGAGAGCCAGCUCCGCCUCGCCGCAGCCGGGGCCUCUCCCGGAAGCGGGGCGGAGCCCUCGGCCCCCUUUUCACCAGACGUUUCAAAGAUGGACAGUGACGGCACUGCCUCGGGCUCUGACGGCAAGAAGAAGAAAUCGUACCGGCCCAAGGACUACGUGGUCAACCUGGACGGGCAGGUGCUCGAAGGGGGAGUCAAGUCCGUGCGGUUAAAAAAGAAGCGGCGGCUGACCUUCGACCCCAUGACGGGCGAGAUCAAGCCUCUGGUGGCGGCAGCAGCGGCGGCGGCGGCCCAGAGGGACUCGUUGCCAGGGCCCGUCCCUGCUCUGGCCGAGCCGCCGCACAGGACAGGCGCCGAGAAGCCGCCGGAGCUGAAGCCCCCGUUGCAGAGCCCCUUUGAGCAGACGAAUUGGAAGGAGCUCUCCCGCAACGAGAUCAUCCAGUCCUACCUGAACCGGCAGAGCAGCCUGCUCUCCUCCUCGGGGGCGCAGACCCCGGGGGCCCACUACUUCAUGUCGGAGUACUUGAAGCAGGAGGAGAGCACGCGGCGGGAGGCCCGCAAGAGCCACGUGCUGGCCCCGCACAGCAGCAAGCCCUCGGACUUGCCCGGGGUGACGCGGGAGGUCACGAGCGGCGACCUGGACAGGAUAUGCGGCCAGCGCUGGCCGGGCGUGAAUGGCUGCUACGACACACAGGGCCACUGGUAUGAUUGGACGCAGUGCAUAUCGCUCGACCCGCACGGGGACGACGGGCGCCUGAACCUCCUGCCUUACGUCUGCCUAGACUGAGCCCGGUUUCGCCAGGAGGCGCUUCGGACACUUCGGGCGGUUUAGUCGAGCGGGCAGGUGUGGUGGGCCCCCCUCCUCCCUCCCUCCCUCCCGGAAGAGGCUCACCUAGCAGAGAGGAGGGUGCGUGAAAGCAAGAGGGGGGCCUGGCCGUUCCUCCUUCCCGGUUUCAAACAAACAAACAAGGGUUUUGGUUUUUGUUUUGUUGGGAGUGCUGCCACCGGCCUACUUCACAAAAUCGCAACGGGAGGCACGGCGAAAGGUCUGGAGCGAAAACGGGAAGCGUUCCGGACGCCCUUGCGAGCUGGGCUGUUAAAAAGCGAAACAAAAGUGUUAGUUUCCGGAAGGGCGAAGGCUGUUUCCGGGCGGCUUGUGAACGCUGGGAUCCGAGGGCAGGCUGGUACAGGUGCGGAGGGGGGAGCCGUGCAAGUGGAACGUUAACACAGAGUAGUUUGAGUCUAUUUAUUUGUCUUUGAUUUGAUUUUCUUUUAAAUAAUAAUUAAAAAAAAAGGAGGAGGAGGAGGAGGUAAGGCAUUGGGAUGUUUCAGGACGAACUGGAGUUAGUUCUCUUUUGAGUUGCACCUCUCCCCAAGAGCCGCCUCUCCCCUGACGCGGGGAGGUGGCUUGCCACGGCGUCUGCACUGCAAUGCUGCCGGGGUGGGGGAGGGCGGCGGGAGGACACCCACACCCCAAACAGGGCUCUGCAUUCCAUAGUCUUUCACGAGGGGAGGGGGCAAGUUUGGUUUCAGUUUGAACUUAAUCUUAAGACAUGCUGCAAAAAAGAGUCCACAGUUCCCUUGAGUGGCAGCAGCAGCCUGAGCGUGUGUCCCCCCCUCCCUCUUGGGCAGAUUUUCUUUGGAGGGGCAGGCGGUGCGGUGUGUGUGCGUGGUGGGGGGGAAGGCCGUGUGAGGGUCGCUUUUUUGUUCUGACGAAGGAAAAUCCAAACCGUACUGAGGGUGCUACUAGUUUGUCAAUGUCCUGUGAAGGGGGAGACGGAAGCCUGUUUGUGUGCUGGAAAAUAUACUUGUUACCAUUCCUCUAGAUAUUGUUUGCCUUAUGGAUAUCCAUCACAAAAGCGACUUGCAAAAACAGCCUUAGUGAAUGUACAGUGACUAGACUUCUGUGUUUCUGGGACGCAGAAGGGAGCAACUUUGCUAUUGGUCCUUUCAGUGGACACAUUGUGAUAUAAAUGUGGAAAUAAAAGAAAAUUUGCACAAAAGCC